Messenger RNA from Lactuca sativa (garden lettuce), 1224 nucleotides. RefSeq names its product cinnamoyl-CoA reductase 1. Gene Ontology annotation, molecular function: oxidoreductase activity, acting on the CH-OH group of donors, NAD or NADP as acceptor. The record is from RefSeq and is a predicted model, not a curated record. NCBI's taxonomy places the organism in Eukaryota, Viridiplantae, Streptophyta, Magnoliopsida, Asterales, Asteraceae.
AACCCACCACCGCAGUCCACUCACCUGUAGCACUUAAGUCAACUCGCCUCUCGAGAAAGUGAGGAAGAGAGAUCGAUCUUAAUGGCCGCAGAGAAAGGAAGAGUUGUGUGUGUAACAGGCGCAGGAGGGUUUGUAGGAUCGUGGUUAGUGAAGCACCUGCUCUCUAAGAACUUCACUGUUCAUGGCACCGUCAGAAACCCUCAGGAUGAGAAAAAUGCUCACCUGAAGAGCCUGGAGAACGCAUCUGAGAAUCUGAAGCUUUUCAAAGCAGACCUUCUUGACUACAAGUCUCUUACUGCAGCCAUUGCUGGAUGCAAUGGUGUGUUCCAUACUGCAAGUCCAGUUCCAUCUGGUUCUGUACCAAACCCUGAGGUAGAACUGAUUGAGCCUGCUGUGAAAGGUACACUCAACGUGCUGAAAGCAUGUUGUGAAGUAAAUGUGAAGAAAGUCGUGUUUGUGUCUUCUGUAGCUGCUAUUGCUGUCCUCCCUAAUAAACCCACGGAUCGACCCAUGGAUGAGACCUUUUGGUCCGACCCAGAUUUUUGCAGAUCAAAUAAUGAUUGGUAUUGUCUUUCUAAGACACAAGCAGAAAGUGAAGCUUUUGAAUUCUCAAAAAGAAACGGGAUCGAUUUGUUAUCAGUGUGCCCAACUCUUAUUAUAGGGCCAAUGCUGCAACACACCAUGAAUGCUAGUAGCUUGGUUCUUAUUAAGCUUCUUAAAGAAGGAUAUGAAGAACUAGAGAACAGGCUACGAAUGAUUGUAGAUGUGCGUGAUUUAGCUGAAGCAUUGGUUUUAGUAUAUGAAAAACCUGAGGCUAAUGGAAGAUACAUAUGCACAUCUCAUUUGAUUAGGUCAAAAGAAUUGGUGCAAAUGCUGAAGAAAUUGUAUCCUGCUUACAAGUAUCCAAACAAAUUUACGGAUCCAAAUGGGAUAUUUUCAGUUACAUCUGAGAAAUUACAGAGGCUUGGAUGGAGUUACAGACCACUUGAAGAAACACUUGUUGAUUCUGUCGAGAGUUACAAGCAAAGUGGUCUUGUGGGUGAUGAAUAGAACGUCUCUACAGAUUUUGAUCUUUUUAAAAAAGUUUCCAUCUUUUCACUUUUUAUGUGUUUUUGAAUUUUGAUGUGUAAAAAGAUGAAAUAGUGUUGCUGAAUAAAUCUUGAAGACUUGAACAGUGGAUUCUAACUAAUAAAAGUUCACAUAACUAAAUUAGGAACUUUAUCA